UUGUACAUGACCGUUGAACCGGCACGGAGCGAUAAGGGCACCAUGAUGCGCAGCGGCUCCUCUCACCUGCCCGGAUAUUCCGGCCUCUCUCCGCAGUUCCAUUACCAGCCGGGCGAAUGCAUGGGCACCCUGCCCCCUGAUCCCUCUGUGCAGAGAAACCCCGCCUCCUCUCUGCCUCACCCUACUGACCCCCCCAGGGAAGGCCAUCUAACCCUCAGCGGCCAAACUGUCCCACCCUGGCCAAACAGAGGAGCAGGAAAUUCAGUUACUUUUGCCAAAGAUAACAAAGGUCCGGCCGGCUCACAGGAAGAAUUGAUUGGCCAGCAGCUGGACAAUAAAGAACUGACCCACCAGUCAAUCCACCCUGGCACUAGGGAUGGUAUCGCCCAGGUGCCGGACUGGUACCAACAGAACCCCGGGCCGGUCCCCCUGCAUCAAACCUUCUCCGCUACAUACAGGAAGCGCCCACCUAUAGAAUCCCCCACAUCUUUACAGCGUAAAGCCAUAACAGGCUACACCGGGUACAUCCCUCGCUCUGCCUGGAGCAUCGGCGUCGGUUACAGGCCCAGAGUCCAGCAGUGCAUGGAUGAGUUCGACCAUGGCCAGGUGCUGAGAUGCGUUACAGGCAGAGAGGGAAGAUGGAAGCCGUGUUACUGGCCCCAGGCUCACAUUUAUAGCCCCAUGGGAGUCCUGCCUAACUACACCGGAUUCAUACCAGGGUCCCGCGACUGCUUUGGGGAGACCCUGGGCAACACCAGCAGGCACCUGUACCACCACUGCCACGCAAGAGAGCCGAAACCAACCUGUACGAAAAAUGCUUUUAAUGAACGGAACGUUCUGUACAACUGGUAACAAUGAAACCGGAGAGAGAAGGAAAUGCAGGAAACAAAUAAAGGAACGAACGUGAGCAGAAA
Molecule: messenger RNA, 914 nt
Organism: Xenopus tropicalis (tropical clawed frog)
Lineage: Eukaryota; Metazoa; Chordata; Amphibia; Anura; Pipidae
Gene: cimip2a
Product: ciliary microtubule inner protein 2A
Exons: 7
Coding region: 7-852 (281 amino acids)
Source: RefSeq, a predicted model, not a curated record